This is a messenger RNA of Penicillium taxi, 465 nucleotides long. RefSeq lists its product as uncharacterized. The transcript has a single exon. Bases 1 to 465 code for a protein of 154 amino acids. NCBI's taxonomy places the organism in Eukaryota, Fungi, Ascomycota, Eurotiomycetes, Eurotiales, Aspergillaceae. The record is from RefSeq and is a predicted model, not a curated record.
AUGUCCCCUGGUUUACCUGCUGAAUCGCAUUCACAUGUGGAACGAAGAAAAAGAGGUCCUGAACUGGACAGUACGACGAGGUCCCAAAUAUGCGAGCUUCAUCGCACUAACAAAUGGGGCGCUACUUUGAUCCAGAAGCAUCGAUUCCCAAAUAUCCCUGUUUCAACAAUCAACUACACGCUCACACAAGAGCGAAGAAGGCAAAAAAAUCAAUCUUCUCUGCCGCGCCUUGGACAGCCAAGGAAGCUGUCAGAGGAUGAUCGCGACCACAUUUAUGAGCUCAUACAAGAAAACCCGUCUGUCACAACUGAAGAACUACUUGCAGCUGUGGAUCACAAAAUCAAUCGGCAGUCACUUUGGCGCCUGAUGAACGAGCUGGGUCUUUCAAAGUGGAGAAGAACGCAAAGACUGGCCCUAACAAAUGCCUCCCCGAAGUCAAAGUCACCAACAAACCCGACGACCUAA